GCCCCGCCCCGCCCCCGGGCGGUGCCGCUGCGCGCGGUCAUGGCGACGGCCUGCGCCGAGAUGGAGCCGGUGGCCGCGCCUCCCGCCGCCGCGCCGAGCUCAGCCGAGCUGGUGUGCGCGCAGGGCCGCAACCUGAAGGCGGUGCUGUGCCAGCGCUGCGGGUCGCGGGUGCUGCUGCCCGGCGCCGCCACAUUCGCCCAUCGCGAGCUCCUCCUGCCCGCCAUGAGGAAGAAGGCGUCAUCGGGUGGCAGCGAGGCCGGGGAGCUGCUGCGGGAGCACUGGCUGGUGCGCGACAUGUUCUCCUUCGAGAAUGUGGGCUUCACCCGCGAUGUGGGCAACGUGAAGUUCCUGGUGUGCGCAGACUGCGAGGCGGGGCCCAUCGGCUGGCACUGCCUGGAUGACAAGGACAGCUUCUACGUGGCACUGGAGCGCGUGGCGCACGAGUGACACUGGUGCUGCACUCAGAUCCCGACACCCCUCAUCUGGCUCCCUGCUGCGGCGCCUGUGGGCUUGGCCAGCCUGCAGGCCAACAGCUGCCCCGCUGCCCCACAGCCCGGCCUGAGGCUCCCACAGCCUGUCUGGUGACUCCACAGCCCGGCUUGAGGCUCCCACAGCCUGGCUGGUGACUUCACAGCCCGGCUUGAGGCUCCCACAGCCUUGCUGGUGACCCCACAGCCCGGCUUGAGGCUCCCACAGCCUGGCUGGUGACCCCACAGCCCGGCUUGAGGCUCCCACAGCCUGGCUGGUGACUCCACAGCCCGGCUUGAGGCUCCCACAGCCUGGCUGGUGACUCCACAGCCCGGCUUGAGACUCCCACAGCCUGGCUGGUGACCCCACAGCCUGGCUUGAGGCUCCCACAGCCUGACUGGUGACUCCACAGCCCAGCAUGAGGCUCCCUGGGCCUGGCUGGCAGCUCCCAGCCCAGCUAGCGACCCCACAGCCCGGCUAGCAGCUUCCCUGGGCCCCAUUGGCAACCUCACAGCCUGACUGGUGACCCCACAGCUCAGCUUGUGGCUACCUGGCCUUGCUGGUGACCCCAAAGCCCGGCUGGUGGCUCCCCUGGCCUGGCUGGUGAGCCACAGCCCAGCUUGCCACCCACACUGAAAUCCAUGGACUGACCAGCACCAAGAAGUGCAGCACCGGCACAGCCGGCUCCUCGCCUGAGCCGCAUGGGAAGGACAUUGCUGGCAGGACUGUGGUCGGCUCACUGUCACAGUUUUGCCAAACCGCUUGAUCUGCCGCUGUCUGGCUGCUCUCUGUCACUUCUCCUUGGUGCGGGUGCUGGUUUUCCAGUCUGCUAAGGUGUCUGCUGUGCUGGGUUUGUGACACAGCCCUGUAAAUGUGGGUGCUGGCAGAAGGGUGAGGGAGGGCAGGGCCGCUUCAUGCAGUCAUCGUGGCAGCUGAAGUCGACUGAGCUCCAGCCCAAGCAGGCGGAGGGCUGAGGCUCUAUCUUCUGCUGAUGUUCAGAAGAAAUGUCCCCCACCCCAAGCCCUAACAGACCUCAUCCUGCUCGACAGCUGUAUACAGCACCCAAAGUGUGUGUAAGGCAUUUUAACUAACGUUGUAAGCAGUUUAUUAACUGAGCACUUGGAAAUAAAGUGCAAUACAGGUAGAGUUUGCGGACAGCAUAGGCUGAUAGAGCAGCAAAGAAAGAAAAUGUGCAAGAUCAUAGUAUUUCCAGGUGGCAAGAAUGAGAUUCCAACCUGGAAAGGAUUUGAAACAUUGGAGAAGCAGUGUCCAGUGCCUGCAUGUCUGUGCUGAAGAAUGUCGAAGCAGCUGUGUGUGCAUUAAACAGAGAAGUCGGGUAGGAAUUCUUCUUCUCUAAAGGCAACUGGGAUAUUGUGUCAGGUUUUGGUCUCUGCCUUUUAAUAGAUGAGCACAAAGCUGACUGAAAAUUGAAGGAGGCUGCAGCAGCCAUGUUCUCACUGUAUUUAUGUUUUGGUAAUUGUGGUCCAGUUUGCAUUCUCCAUUUGCAAACCCCUGUGUGAAUGAUACAGCAGCUUUCCAGCGACCGUCUCGGGUCGUAGGACAUGCCUUCCCACAGAAGGUGAUCUCUGUGCUCUGCUAAUAAACA
Messenger RNA from Cuculus canorus (common cuckoo), 2074 nucleotides. It is a transcript of the gene RABIF, whose product is annotated as RAB interacting factor. Gene Ontology annotation, cellular component: membrane; cytosol. Gene Ontology annotation, molecular function: zinc ion binding; guanyl-nucleotide exchange factor activity. The record is from RefSeq and is a predicted model, not a curated record. The transcript has 2 exons. Bases 40 to 447 code for a protein of 135 amino acids. Gene Ontology annotation, biological process: post-Golgi vesicle-mediated transport; small GTPase-mediated signal transduction. Lineage: Eukaryota; Metazoa; Chordata; Aves; Cuculiformes; Cuculidae.